Molecule: messenger RNA, 876 nt
Organism: Melanotaenia boesemani (Boeseman's rainbowfish)
Lineage: Eukaryota; Metazoa; Chordata; Actinopteri; Atheriniformes; Melanotaeniidae
Product: leucine-rich repeat-containing protein 24-like
Exons: 4
Coding region: 1-876 (291 amino acids)
Cellular component (GO): plasma membrane
Molecular function (GO): protein binding
Source: RefSeq, a predicted model, not a curated record
AUGAAUCCUCCGCAGAGCCCAAAGGGCAACGUCGCUGAUGUGGGAUCAUCUCAACAAAAUUUCGACCCUGGUUACCAGACUCUCAUUCUGACACUGAGCAAUGUUGGAGAAAUCAACUCUGCUGCGUUACAAAGCAGCAACCUGGCCUCCAUCACCCGUCUCAGCAUCAACAAUGCUGGCAUCACAGGAAUAGCUGAAAAUGCCUUCAGCUCAUUCCUUAACCUCAGAAAUCUCAGUUUAGGAGGCAACAUGCUGUCUCAGAUUAAUACGAACUGGUUUGCAAACCCGGCCGCCCUCCGUGAGCUCACGCUCACACACAAUCUAGUUGAAGUUGUGAACGAAUCCACAGUCAACAGACUCACAAACCUUACAAAGCUCAUUCUGAAUAAGAACAGGAUCAAACAUGUCCAUCCAAAUAGUUUCAGCUCUCAGAGCUUGUUGGCUGAGUUGGAUUUGUCCGAGAACAGGCUGUCGUGGGUCUCGCCUCAAGUCUUCAGGUCACUCAGAUCUCUCAGGUCCAUCGGACUUGAUAGGAACCCCUGGAACUGUUCCUGUGAUCACAAGGACUUUGUGGACUCCAUAAAGGAGCUGAAGAGCAGAUCUCAGCUGGAAAGACCGAUGGAUGUGACCUGCGAGACUCCUCCACCUCUGAAGGGUCAACCUGUGUGGAAUGUAUCCGUGUGUCCAGUGCUACCUCCAUCCGUGAUGUCCACUUACCCAACAACAGACCCCACAUCCACUGGAACUUUUGAGGCAUCCUCUCUCUCAGGUACAGAGACAUCCGUCCACCCCAAACCCACCAACACACCUGUAACGCCCUCUAAAACUACAGGACCUCCUGGUGGGUUUGAGUCCCCUCAUAUCCUUGAUAUUUAA